AUGUUUAAAACGCCCCCACAAAAUAAGUCUGCAGCUUCGACAGAGGACUCUAAUAAGAGGACCGAAAAACCAGCCCCCAUGACUGGAAAAGACAAAGGGUCAACAUCUUCAGUAAGGAAAAGUGUCGGUGAACUAGAAUCACGUCUUGGUGCUACUCCAAAAAAUAUUAUAGUUGCAUUGCCGACGAAACAAACUGCCAAACUUCCCCCUGCAAAUGUAGGUGACGACAACCAAGUCGAUAAGGAAAUGACCAAGGGCGCAGUGACAGGAAGUCAGUUCGUUGCAGAGGAAAGAAAAAUUUUAGUGGCACAAGCAAACCUACAAAGGAAAGAGCUUGCAACGAGCGAAUUAAUGCUCGAAGCGAGCAAGAAGGGUAUGAGCUUUGCCCUAAUUCAAGAACCGUACGUGGGGAGGGUUGGAUACCUGAGGGACUAUCGGGGAGCACGUAUAUUCCAGAGCGCUAAGAGAGGAGAAGGAGUGGUGAAAGCGGCGAUAGCCGUCUUUGAUAAUAACAUUUAUGUUACUCAGUGUCCGACCCUCACCACGAACAACAUUGUGACGAUUAAAAUGCAAAUGAACACACUCGAAAUAGGACUGAUUUCGCUGUACCUUGAACCGGAUUCACCAAUCGAACCUUACAUCAACCAACUCAAAAAGAUAGUAACAAAAAUGGGGAAAACUGAAGUAAUAAUAGGAGGGGAUACAAAUGCAUGGAGCCAAUGGUGGGGAAGUGCGAAGGAAGAUGGACGUGGAGAAGCGCUUGCAGGUGCUCUGAAUGAACUCGGCUUACACGUACUAAACGAGGGAGAUGUGCCAACAUUCGACACAAUUAGAGGCGGCAAAAGAUUCAGUAGUCACGUCGACAUUACAGCGUGCUCUGAAAAUCUUUUAAAAUUGGUGGAUGACUGGAAGGUACACGAGGGCAUAACAAGUUCGGACCACAACACAAUUUUAUUCAAAAUUAAAAGUAAAUAUUUAUCAGAUGUAACAAUAAAACGGACUACAAGGGUAUAUAAUAGUAAAAAGGCAAAAUGGAGUCAGUUUCGUAAGAAACUAACUCAAUUAUUGACCGACAAAAAUAUAACCAAAACAGAAAUUGACAAUAUAAAACAUAGUAAAAAUUUGGAAAAUCAUAUAGAAAAAUAUCUAGAAGUAAUAAAAGAAGUAUGCGAAUCUACCAUUCCAAAAAAGAAAAAUCAAAAUAAACUCACCUUACCGUGGUGGAAUGAUGAGCUUGUUUUACUAAAGAAGGACGUCACUACCAAAAAGCGCCGUAUAAGAUGUGCUGCUCCCGUACGUAAAGCCGACGUCGUCGCGGCGUACCUGGAAGCGAAAAGCAUAUAUGAAAAUGAAGCAAAAAAGGCUCAGGUAAAAAGUUGGAAGGAGUUCUGUGGUAGACAGGAUAGGGAAGGGUUAUGGGACGGGAUAUAUCGGGUUAUCGGCAGAACUACAAAAAGGCACGAAGAUCUGCCUCUUUUCAAAGGCGGAAAAAUACUCGAUAACAUCGAAUCGGCAAAGAUGUUGGCCGAGACCUUCUAUCCUAGAGACCAAGUUGAGGCUGAUAACGCAGAACACCAGCGUAUCAGGGAACUAGCAGAAAAAGUCAAUGAAGGGACACAAGAUAAUUCUUGUGACCCUCCAUUUACAGUCGCAGAGCUAAAAUACGCAACCAACAGCUUCAACCCGAAAAAGGCUCCGGGUGGAGACGGUUUCACGGCUGAUAUUUGCCAACAUACUAUUCUCCAUAACCCGGAACUUUACCUGAGCCUAGCUAACAAGUGUUUGGAGCUAGGACACUUUCCCACAGUAUGGAAAAAAGCGGUAGUAGUAGUUUUGAGAAAACCAGGGAAAGAAGACUAUACGCACCCCAAAGCCUAUAGACCGAUAGGUUUGCUAUCAGUUAUGGGUAAAAUCCUGGAGAAAAUGACUAUCAGAAGGAUAAGGUGGCACAUCCAACCUGGGGGGAGUACUCGCCAAUACGGUUUCACGCCACAGAAAAGCACCGAAGAUUCCCUCUAUGACAUGAUGGAGUAUAUAAGAACACAAAUACAAAAUAAAAAAAUAAUUAUCAUGGUAUCACUUGACAUAGAGGGAGCCUUUGAUGGUGCAUGGUGGCCGGCCAUCAGAUACCGAUUGGCUGAGGAAAAAUGCCCUAUUAAUAUAAGAAGGUUGAUGGAUAGUUAUCUCCAGGAUAGAAAAGUUAGCGUCAGGUACGCUGGUGUAGAGUACAACCAGGACGCUUCAAAGGGGUGCGUACAGGGUUCCAUAGGAGGACCGGUACUAUGGAAUUUGCUUCUUGAUCCUCUGCUCAAGGAGUUGGAAGCAAGAGGCGACCGGUGUCAGGCUUUCGCCGACGAUAUCGUCCUUCUGUUUGCGGGGGACACGGCACUUGAAAUCCAGAGGCGUGCAAAUGCCGCUCUCGAGCAUGUUCGGAGGUGGGGAAUUCGUAAUAAACUGAACUUUGCGCCACACAAGACCAAGGCUAUGUUAAUUACUAAUAAGUUAAAAUACGAUUCACCACGUCUGAGCAUGGGCGGGAUAGACAUUGGCAUGUCGGAGGAGAUCAAAGUGCUUGGUCUCACCGUCGACAGGAAGCUCACAUUUAAAAGCCACGUAAAAAAUGUGUGCAGGAAGGCCACAGCUCUUUACACACAACUAUCAAGAGCUGCCAAAAUCAGUUGGGGCCUUCAACCCGAAAUCAUAAGGACGAUAUACGUGGCGGUUGCUGAACCGGUUGCCUUGUAUGCAGCGAGUGCGUGGGCGCCAGCCGUCAGCAAGCUGGGAGUCCGAAGGCUUCUCAACACCGUGCAAAGAGGAUUCGCUCAGAAAAUUAUAAAAGCAUAUCGUACCGUGUCUCUACACUCGGCGUUAGCGUUGGCGGGUCUGCUUCCUCUGGAUCUAAGAAUCCAGGAAUCAGCAUCCCUCUUUAGAGCAAAGAGAGGAAAGCUCCCGCCGAUUCUAGAAGACCGGGAGUUGAUAUAUUUAUACAUCCUUUAUACACAUUAUACUAUUGACGCUACACGGACAUAUACUCCCAAGAUGUUUGGAAUUAGAACACCAACUAAACCGACACAAUCACCCUCUAAAACAGGAAGUGAAAUUUCAAAAGUAAGACGCAGCAUAGAUGACUGGGAAUCUAACAUUGAUUCAACCCCAUCCAUGACUACCACGACAAUGCAGGCAGGUACUGCUAAAACAAAACCAACGGGAUCAGUGCUACAAAACAGUAAAACCACGCAAAAAGUGUCUGUUGAAAUACACACUCCGCCAAAGCAGCAGUAUGAAAAUAGAACAAUGGAAGCAAAGGCCUGUUUAACAAAAGGCAAGCUUCAUCUAAACGCCUCUCGGAAUACGAAAACAGAGAUAAAAAAUGGCGUUGUAGAAGCACUGGAUCGAUUAUAUCAGCUUGUUAAAGAAGCUGAAAUGGAGUUAAAGGCAAAAAAGGCAAAAGGAGAAAAGGAAAAGAGUGCACAAGUUGAACAAGCCCACUAUAAAAUUAUCCAAGCAAACCUCCAGCGCAAAAAAUUAGCAACCCAUGAACUUUUUAUUGAAGCUGAGAAACGUCGAGCUGAUAUAGCACUACUUCAAGAACCAUACGUAGGUGGUGCUAACACGAUGAAAGGUCAAAGAGGCGUGAGGGUUUUUCAAAACUCUAGCCCAGGAGAAGGGACUGUUAAGGCAGCGGUAGCCGUCUUCAACGUUGAUUUUAACAUAAAACAGUACCCAAAACUCACCACAAACAACAUCAUUGUGGUGGGAAUUCAAACUAGAGCUUGGGAAAUAACACUCGUCUCUUAUUACUUCGAGCCAGAUCAGCCCAUAGAACCGUAUAUUGAUCACCUUAAAAAGAUAGAGCAAGAAAUUGGAAGUACAAAGUGGAUUGCUGGAGGUGACGCCAAUUCAAAAAGCACAUGGUGGGGAAGCCCGAUCGUUGACCAUAGAGGAGAAGAAAUCGCAGGAGCUUUCGAGGAGCUGGGUCUGAACAUACUGAAUAGAGGGGACAUUCCGACCUUCGAUACCAUCCGAGGAGGAAAACGAUAUUCCAGCUACGUCGACAUAACAGCCUGCUCGACCGACAUCCUGGACUUGGUAGAUGACUGGACAGUGGACGAGGGUCUUACGAGCUCGGACCACAACGGCAUUAUUUUUAAUAUUCGGCUACAAAAAUCAAAAGGUCUAAGAGUAAACAGAACUACUAGACUGUUUAAUACAAAGAAGGCAAAUUGGCCUAAGUUUCAUGAGAAACUUAACCAAUUGCUGUCAGAAAAUCAAUUUAACAAAUCGGAAAUAGAAAAUAUUGAAACCAUUGAACAAAUAGACAUAGCAACAGAUAAAUUAACAAUAUCCAUAACAGACACUUGCAAGCAAACAAUGCCAACCAAAAAAGCUACAGAAGAACUUACCUUGCCGUGGUGGUCCGAUAAGCUCAACAAGAUGAAAAAAGAAGUCACUACCAUGAAACGAAGGAUCAAAUGUGCUGCCCUGGUCCGUAGACAGAAGGUCGUAGAAGAGUACCUGGAACAAAAAGAGAGGUAUGAGUCAGAAGCUAUUAAAGCCCAGAUCGAGAGCUGGAAAUACUUUUGCUGCAAGCAGGAUAAGGAGGGGGUCUGGGAAGGUAUCUAUAGGGUAAUUGGGAGAACAACGCGCAGGGACGAGGACCAGCCACUGGAAAUCAAUAAGGUAGUGUUAGACGCAAAAGGUUCCGUGAAGUUAUUGGCGGAAACGUUCUUUCCGGAGGACUUAACAGACAGCGAAAACACUUACCAUCGCCACGUAAGAAUAAAAGCUGACAAAGUGAACUCUGCUGAGCAAGAUGACCUGUGUGAUCCCCUGUUCACAAUGUUAGAAUUGAAACAGGCGUAUCGAUCCUUCAACCCGAAAAAGGCCCCAGGAGCGGACGGUUUCACAGCUGAUAUAUGUCUACACGCUAUAGAAAGCAACCCCGAGUUAUUCUUGACCUUCCUUAAUAAAUGUUUAACUCUACAACACUUCCCGAAAACCUGGAAAAUCGCGACAGUCAUAGUGCUUAAAAAACCAGGGAAAGUAGAUUACACCAUGCCGAAAGCGUAUAGGCCCAUUGGACUACUACCUAUACUAGGAAAGAUCUUUGAGAAAAUGCUGGUGAACCGCCUCAAAUUUCACCUUUUGCCAAGGAUAAGUACUCGCCAGUACGGGUUCAUGCCACAGAGAAGCACCGAAGACGCCCUCUAUGUACUAAUGCAGUUCAUUCACAUGAAGCUGAAUCAAAAGAAAAUUAUAGCGCUAGUAUCAUUGGACAUCGAGGGAGCUUUUGAUAGCGCCUGGUGGCCAGCCAUACGAGUCCGACUGGCUGAGGAAAGGUGUCCGCUUAACUUGAGGAGGGUCAUAGAUAGUUAUCUCAAAGACAGGAAAGUCGUAGUCAGGUACGCUGGAGAGGAAUAUGCUAAAGGUACAAGCAGAGGUUGUGUCCAGGGAUCCAUUGGAGGCCCAAUCCUAUGGAAUCUUCUGCUAGACCCUCUCUUGAAAAGUCUCGAAUGCAGGGGAGAUUAUUGUCAGGCGUUCGCGGACGACGUCGUAUUAGUCUUCGACGGCGACACAGCACACGAAGUGGAGCGACGUGCCAAUGCCACUCUAGAACAUGUCUGUGCGUGGGGUGUUGAAAAUAAAUUGAAGUUUGCGCCACACAAGACGAACGCGAUGAUAAUAACAAGAAAACUGAAACACGAUGUACCACGCCUCAACAUGGGAGGUACUGCAAUUGGCAUGUCAAAAGAAAUAAAGCUACUUGGGUUUACAAUUGACGAAAAGCUUACUUUUAACACCCAUGUAUCGAAUGUGUGUAAGAAGGCAAUCGGCAUCUACAAACAACUAUGCAAAGCGGCGAAGGUUAGUUGGGGACUCCAUCCGGAAGUGAUAAGAGUGAUAUAUCUCGCGACCGUAGAGCCUAUUAUACUUUACGCUGCUAGCGUUUGGGCACAGGCUGCAAAAAAGCUGGGGAUAAUAAAACAACUCGCCGUAGUCCAGCGCGGUAUCGCGCAAAAACUAUGCAAAGCCUACCGAACGGUCUCUCUGAAUUCGGCGCUAGUACUGGCUGGAAUACUCCCCCUGGACCUCCGAGUCCGUGAGGCUGCUUUAUUAUAUGAAGCCAAGAGGGGGCUGCCACAGCCAGUGUUGGCGGGAAGAGAGGUCGAGAGAAUGGCUUCAGCUUUUGAGGGCCCACACCCUGCUGAGCGCCUGGAAUUAGGAAUUAUUUGUUUGGUAAACGAGGAGCAGCGAAGCAUCCGUAUGGCAACGCUAGACAAAUGGAACCAAAGAUACCAGACUGGCGAAACAGGAAAGAUCACGAAGCUGUUUUUCCCAGACGCGAAAGUGGCCUACCGAAUAAUAAGAAAAUUUGAAGCAAGCAGCGAGACUACUCAAGUCAUGACAGGGCAUGGUGGAUUUUCUGAAUACUUACACCGCUUUAAGUGUAAAGAGAAUCCAUCGUGCAUUUGCGACCGCGAUGCUGAAGAAACUGUGCCACACAUUUUGCUGGAUUGUCCCGCAUACGCCGCAGAGCGCCUGAAAAUAGAAAACGAAAUUGAAUUAAAAUUAAUUAAGGAGAAUAUAAAUAUCAUAAUGAUGAGUAAAUACAGAGAAAAAUUUAUGAGUUAUUGUUUGAAAAUUGCAAAAAGAGUAAUAAAUAGGAAUAAAACUGUUUAA
Messenger RNA from Parnassius mnemosyne (clouded apollo), 6681 nucleotides. NCBI's taxonomy places the organism in Eukaryota, Metazoa, Arthropoda, Insecta, Lepidoptera, Papilionidae. The record is from the annotation of a GenBank genome assembly.